AUGAGUCUAUCUCAAACUAUCAAAGCUAUCGCUAUGACAACUGCGAAUGUUUCGAUUGUUUCUGAUUCGCUUCCGAAGAUAACAGGAGCUAUUCCAGAUGAGAUUUGGAUGAUUGUCGCGUUGGUUGUUGGAAUUAUUCUAAUUGUUUCGGAAACAUGUUGUGAAAUAUUUUAUGCGGUUAGAAUAUUUCAAAUGAUUUAUAAGUAUGUGAUUUCUAAUCAGAAAAAUCUUCUUCAUUUCUACUUUCUUAUCAGCAUUGGAUUGAUGGGAUCAUCGAAUCUGACCUACCUCGUUCUUGACAUGAUGGCUCUUCAGUUACCUGCAGCAAAUGUUAGGUUCCUGGCUACUGAGAUCAUCAAAAUUGCCCAUUUCGUAACUGAAUACUAUUCCAUUUUCUUUACUUAUCUUUUCUGCCUCCUCCGUUUUCUCUUGUAUGCGUUCCCUGGAAAUCCUUUAAAGGUCAAUACAUGGAUUCUUUUUAUUUACUUUUUUCUUACCAUUCCUCUCUCAUGGAUUCCAUUUUUCUUUUUGGAAUCGGAACUGGGAUAUUAUGUAUGGGAUUUGGAGCAAAUAUAUGAUUCAUUUGUUGAUAGGAGUUACAAUUAUGGAGAUCGAAUUGUUAUUUUUGUUUUAUUUAUCGUGUCGUUUCUAGUAUUAUCAACAAAUUUGGUCUACGCACUCUACGCAAAUAAACGAAAAAACUCAAGGUAUUGUCUAUAA
Caenorhabditis briggsae is the source of this 720-nucleotide messenger RNA. Bases 1 to 720 code for a protein of 239 amino acids. NCBI's taxonomy places the organism in Eukaryota, Metazoa, Nematoda, Chromadorea, Rhabditida, Rhabditidae. The record is from RefSeq and is a predicted model, not a curated record. The transcript has 3 exons.